Messenger RNA from Rhodofomes roseus, 1155 nucleotides. RefSeq lists its product as uncharacterized. The record is from RefSeq and is a predicted model, not a curated record. Lineage: Eukaryota; Fungi; Basidiomycota; Agaricomycetes; Polyporales; Fomitopsidaceae. Bases 1 to 1155 code for a protein of 384 amino acids. The transcript is spliced from 6 exons.
AUGCGUGGUCUUGCUCUAUCGAUCGCUGCUACGGCCUUGGCCGACCUUGCAGGCGCACUUCCUGCGGCCUCGAGCUCAGCUUCUGAGGCGUCCUCGUACACAUCUUCAUCGUCCAUUCCGCUGCCAUACACGCCUUCGGGAGGACUGGAUACCAACGGAUCUCUCCCGGUCUACGCGCCUCUGACCGAUUUCGACUAUCAGUCACUUAACUUGGGACUCUACCAGGAGCUCAUUGAACUGGAUUUAUUCCAAAACGGUCUCGCCAAAUUCUCUGCCGAGGACUUCCAGAACGAGGGCCUGAAUGCCGAUGAUUUGUAUCUUCUUCAGUUCAUGGCUGAGCAGGAGGUUGGCCACGCUACAGCCAUCGCAGACAUGCUAGGACCCAACAAUGCAUCAGUGGCAUGCGAGUACUCGUACCCUUUCCAAACCGUACAGGAGUUCCUGCAAUUCAGCGAGUACAUCACGCGUUUCGGCGAAGCCGGCACAUAUGGCUUUCUCGAACACCUGAACUCGCGUGCCGCCGCACAAAUCGUACUUCAGGCCAUCACAACUGAGGCUCGACAGGAGAUGGUCUUCAGACAAUUCCAGGGCAUCUUCCCUAUGCCAUUCUGGUUCACGUCGGCCAUCACGCAAAGCAUGCAAUGGACGCUCAUGGCGCCCUACAUCGUUGGCUGCCCCGACAAUAAUACUCGCGUCCAGUUCCAAAACUUCCCUGGUCUCAACAUCACGAACAGCCCGAACGUGACGCAGCUCACAGCCAACUCCUCGGCAGCUGUAUCGAGUAACGAGACAGAUUGGACGACUCCGGGUCAGACGAUCCAUCUCGAGUGGGAGAACCCGGGAAAGUCGGUGGGUCCGAACAACUCGUACACGACCAACACCACUGCGGGCGAGCCGAAGUUCGUCGCGUGGAUCUCGCAACUCAACGUCACGUACACCCCCCUGACGAACGUCAGCGGGAAUAGUGGCCAGACGACUCAGCCCAACCUGACAAUCUACAGCGAGUCGAAGUAUUCGAAUGGGAGCACGGCGCCGCUCAUCAACGGCACCGUGUUCGUACUCGUCACGGACGACGACGUGCCCGUCACCCCCGCGAACCUCACGUUCUUGAAUCAGCACGUUGUUGCUGGUCCUGCAGCCUACUUCUCGGGUUGA